UUUUUUUCCUCUGGCAACACUGGUGCCUGCUAGUUUGGUUUUUGAAACUCCUGAGCAAAAUUUCAUAAAUUUAGACUGAAUUAUCAAUUUUCAAUACGUUGUGUAUAGUCUAAAACAUAAAAGUGAACAUCUUUCUUAUAAUUAAAUAGUCCAGCACUCCAAGUGACUUCAAAAAUUUUGGUUUUGCAUUCUAAACAAAUUUGGUGCGCGUGGGCUGUCGGCCAUCAUUACCUUUUUACCAAAACAAAAUGAUUUGCCCGGCAUGCGAAAAACCAAUAGGUGACCGUGAGUUAUUACGAUGCACCGCGUGUAAUAAGUGCUACAACUUCCAAUGCGUGAAUAUUUCGGUCUCCUACUAUCAGGCUAACCUACAAAAUCUGCGUCGUCUAUGGCAAUGUCCUGAAUGUAACGGCAAGAUAAAUACUAGACGGCGAGGCGACAGCACUCCGAUCCGCCGCCUACCUGAUGCAGUCAGUGCAGGUGCGCCCGAUAUGGAUAUGUCAUGUGAGGAAAUAGAGCCAGCUACUGAAAAUGCUGCAACUCAUCGCACAGGCUCUGGAGAUUCCGACAGUAUCACGUACGAUAAGUUUGCUGAACUGAUGGACAAGAAGCUGGAAUACAAACUUGGCACCAAAAUAGAUAGUCUGAAGUGCAUUCUGGAAGGCAAACUUGAGGCCAUGAUAACCAAUGCAAACCACAAUGCUGCUGCUGGGCCUGGCUCGGAACAAGAUGGAACGAUUGCACAGCUGCAGGAAUCUAUUGCAGAACUACGCUCGGACCUCAAUGAGCGGGAACAAUCAGCUCUGCUUACAGAUAUUGAGAUCUCUGGGAUCCCGGAGCUUGAUGGUGAGUCCCCACUUCAUAUAGUGAUGGCUGUUGCGAAAAAGCUGGGAACUAUUCUUGAGGAAAGGGACAUUGUGUCUGCCAUGCGCAUGGGACCAAGGCGCAUUGUCAGCAUAAGCAGCAGUGGACCCACAUCGCGGCCCCGCCCCCUGGUAAUCCGUUUGGCUCGGCGUGCUACCCGUGAUGAGCUGAUCAAGUGUGCUAGGGUGCGGCGAGGGGCAACCACAACAGACCUUGGCUUGGCAGCUCAUGACCCCAAGCCAUUUUACCUGAACGAGCGUCUCACAAAAUUCAACAGAAUUCUAUUUGGAAAGGUCAGAGUGAGUCGACAGCAAAAAAAUUGGAAGCAUGCUUGGACGAGGGAUGGCAGAAUAUAUGCAAGGCAAACUGAUGUCUCCCCAGCCUUCCUGAUCCGUUCUGAAGCUGAUCUAGAGCACAUUUUUGGUGUUAAUUUGCCUAAAUCUUCUACCUGAGCUAUUUAAUAUAUUUGUUUUUAUUCAAUGUGUCAUUUACCUACUUAGUGUCCAUUCUGCAUUGGAAUUUGUGUGUUCAUACUUGAUCAUAGGCUCUGUUAUUUUAUAUCAAGCUGAUUUUGAAUUGAAUAACAUACCGACACUGCUUUCAAACUGCAGUUUUGUCCUUUCUAACCUGUGCAUUCUACAUAGUUUAGUGGCAUUCCAGUUUUUACAUGUAGAAUCCUAUCAUUAUAAUGUUCCUUUUAACUUUUGGUUGUACCUUAUGUUAAUAUCAAAACACUUUAAAAUGUUAUCUAACUGUUAUUAUUGUUAUGUAACUAGUCUGAUGUUUGAAAAUAGUCUAGCCUUCCUGAUCUGUUCUGAAGCUGAUCUAGAGCGUGUUUUUGGUGUCAAUUUGCCUAAAUCUUCUACCUGAGCUAUCUAAUAUAUUUGUUUUUUCUUCAAUGUGUCAUUUACCUACUUAGUGUCCAUUCUGCAUUGGAAUUUGUGUGUUCAUACUUGAUCAUAGGCGCUGUUAUUUUAUAUCAAGCUGAUUUUGAAUUGAAUAACAUACCGACACUGCUUUCAAACUGCAGUUUUGUCCUUUCUAACCUGUGCAUUCUACAUAUUUUAGUGGCAUUCCAGUUUUUACAUGUAGAAUCCUAUCAUUAUAAUGUUCCUAACUUUUGGUUGUACCUCAUAUUAAUAUCAAAACACUUUAAACUGUUAUCUAACUGGUGUUAUUGUUAUGUAACUAGUCUGAUGUUUGAAAAUAGUAUUAAUGAAACAACCCUUGCUGUCUAUGUUUCUGUAUUAAACAUCUGUAGCAUUGUCGACAGCUAAUAUCUUCUUGUAUCUUACAUGUCUAAUGCUAUGCUAUAUAGUAGUCUACUGGAAAUAUGAAUAAUUAAACAACUGUUGCUUUUUUAUGAUUCUGUAUUAAAUAUAUGUGGCAUUGUUCACAUCAAUCAAUCAGUGCUACUUAUUCAUUUGCUGGAAAUUAAUAUUAUUUGUUACAUUAAUGUUUUCAAAGUACACUAGAAUCUUGCAUUAUAUUAUUGUGAUAGCUCAUAGAUAUGUAUUACUGUACCUAUAUUCAUGCCUGCAUAAUGUUUUUUUUAGUUCUGUCUGUCUGUGUGGUAAUGACUGUGUGUUUGUUACUGAGACUAGUAUUUAUAUAACAUAAACUAUAAUACCUACAGGUUUUGUUUGCUUAGUGCUAUUUCACCUACUUAUAUCAAUAUACAUAAAUACUGUUCUUGAAUUAAUUAACAUGCCCACACUAUUUCCAUGCAGGAGCAUUGGGCUGUUUUACAUCUGUGUAUUGUACCUACAUAAUUAUUUUUAUUAUGUGAUAUUCCUCUGUGUACUUGUGGGUGCCUAUAAUCAUAGACUAAAUAAUCCUCAAUAUUUUCUGAUAUACCUUAGCAAUGAGUUGAAACUAUGUAACUAUUGUUUUGUGGUUGUCUUUGUGUUAUAUACAUACUGGAGGUGUACUAUGUACCAGUUAGGAUGUUGCUUGCUCAAUUUAAAUUCAGACAGGUUGAGUGUUGAAGUGGAACAGGAGACUGAUUCUUUUUCAGCCACAUAUGUGUGGCACAGGUGCUGUGAUGAUGGUUUUGUCCUUUUCAUAGUAUAUACUGGGCAUUUUCAGCUUGAAAACAAAUCUGUUUUAUUUAUUUGUCAUUUGCACUGGUUUAUUAUGCAUACACUUUAGUAAGUGGGUAGGUAUGCCACCCUGAUCUCUUUUCCAUGAAUAAUAACAAAUUCUUAAAAUUAGGUCUAUUUAAUGCAGGUUCUUUAAAUACAGGACAUGAUGACUUUAUUUUCGCAAUGGAUCGUUUUCAGGCAGAUAUAGUUGCUAUAAAUGAGACGUGGCUGGGCCAGGGACAGGGGGCGUGCGCGCCCUCAGUGCCGGGCUACAGGCUACGCCAUGCACCCCGCCCCGCACACAUGGGGCGCUCUCGCGGGGGCGGUGUUGGUUUUUAUAUUAAGAAUAAUAUUAAUGUGCGUUACCUAAAUCACCCUUCAGUUAAUGUAGAACAAUACUGGAUUUCAACGCGAGUUAAAGGAUACCGUAUAGCUAUAGGUACGGCUUAUAGACCGUCGUGGAUAAAUCUAGAUGUAUUUAUUGAUGCCUUAACAGAAUCAGUAACUUCUUUUUCUAAUCAUGAUCAAGUGGUCCUACUAGGUGAUUUUAAUGUUAAUAUGAUGGAUAUGAGUACUAAUGAAGCUAAAAAAAUUAACCAAUUUAUUGAUUACCUACAUUUAAAACAAGUAGUUACUCAGCCUACACAUUACUCUGUGGGUAAUGAGACUCUUAUAGACCUUGUUUGUACUAAUAUAAAAGUUAGUGAUGUCACUGUCACCAAUAUCACCGGGUCGUUGGGACACGCCAUGAUAAAUGUAACUUUAGCCAUAAAAAAAAUUAAACCCCCAGUUAAAUUCUUAACUUUUAGACCUAUAAAUCAUAUAAACUUAGAAAACUUUAACAGAGAUCUUUUUGCAUUAGACUUCGAAGCUUUAAUUAGUUGCUCUACAGUGGAUUUGGCAGUAAAUCAAUUUAACAUCUUAAUAACAUCACUCUUUGAUAAACAUGCACCUGUUAGAUCCAUUAGGGUUCGAGAGGGUCAGUCUCUCCCGUGGGUGACUGACUCUUGCAAGCUAAUGAUUGACUUACGUAACAAAGCACAUGAGAAAUUUAGACUAACUAAAUCCGAUGAACAUAAAAAGCACUAUAAAGAUUUAAAAAAACUUGUCGUUACUAGUAUAGCCAAUGAAAAACGCGCCUAUUUUGAUCAAUUUAUUAAUACCCAAAUUAAUGAACCGAAAAAGCUUUGGAAAAAUUUGAAGAAUAAGGUCUUAGUCGAUCCUUCUAAAAGUGACAGCUUACCAGAUUCUUUUAAUGAUCCAAACAAAAUUAAUGAGCAUUUUUUAGAUAUUCCUGGUACUAACGAUGUUCCUGUUUCCAACCUUGACUUUUUUACUACUCACCGUUUUGGUACUGCUGUGUUCGAGCUUAACCCAGUCUCUGAAACUGAGAUUGCCAGAUAUAUUGUUGCUAUAACAUCCAAUGCUACAGGCAUAGAUGGUAUUAACCGGGAUAUGAUUUUGCUUACACUUCCACAUACUUUAACAGCUAUUACUGCUAUCGUUAAUAGGUCUAUUACUGAACAGUCUGUUCCGAAGUGCUGGAAAUCAGCACUAAUUAACCCACUGCCUAAGGUCGACCAACCCACUUCACUUAAGGAUCUAAGGCCAAUUAGUAUUCUACCUUUUUUAUCAAAACUAGUAGAGAAAGCCGUCUACACCCAACUUAUAAAAUUUAUUGAGGAAAACAAUAUACUUCCAUCCUUACAGUCUGGAUUCCGCAAGAAUCGUGGUACAAUUACUGCAUUGCUUGAUGUUACAGAUAAUAUUCUGGCUGAACAGGACAUAGGUAAUGCGACGAUUCUAUCGUUGCUGGACUUCUCACGUGCGUUUGAUUGCCUGGAUAUUGAUCUGCUUCUAGCUAAAUUAACUUACUAUGGUAUAAGUGGUCAUGCCAUUGAUUGGUUCAACAGUUAUCUGUCGAAUAGAACCCAGUCUGUCAAACUAAUGCUGAAUAAUGGCACUAGCAUCACAUCAAAUCCUUUACCCGUUAGUCGUGGGGUACCGCAAGGCUCAAUCCUUGGUCCCCUUUUGUUUAUAAUUUAUAGCACGGAUCUAACCGCUGAAAUUAAAUAUUGUAAGUACCACUGUUACGCUGAUGAUGUUCAACUCUAUGCAUCAGUCGCACCGGAUAAUUUGCAAAAAGUACUGGAGGGAAUCAAUGGUGAUCUUGAUAACAUAGAUAACUGGUCUAAAGAUAAUGCAUUGGUGCUGAACCCAUCUAAAUCGAAAUAUAUGGUUUUGGGCUCCACUAUGCAGGUCAGAAACAUUAUUAAUACUAAUGCUUUAACUAUAAACAUGAAAGGCCAGAGUAUUGAACGCGUUCACGAGGCAAAGUGUCUGGGUUUGCUCCUUGAUAGUGGUUUAAAAUUUGAAAAUCACAUUCAGAAUAUUGUCAAAAACUGUUUUUUCCGUCUUAAAGUUCUAUAUAAAAUCCGCUCCUUACUAACAGAAAAAGUACGCAUUACGCUGUGUGAGACUCUAAUCCUCUCUAGGCUGAAUUAUGGAGAUACUGUUUACGGCCCUUGUCUUCUUGAGCGAACUCGGCGUCUAAUACAGCGGGUGCAAAACGCCUGCUGUCGUUUUUGUUUUGACGUACCACCUCGAGGACACAUUACUCCUUUUCUAAAUAAAGCAUCCAUGCUAAACAUGGAGGCCCGAAGGUACCUGCAUACUUGUAGCCUAGUUUUCGACGUGUUAAAGUUUCAAAAACCUGAAUACUUGUUUUCUAAACUUUGUUUCUCCCCUUUUCAUGACAGGUAUGGUACUAGAUCUUUCCGCCCAAUUUUGUCUGUCCCUAAACAUGUUAGCGCCGCGUUUGAAGGAAGUUUCCGUUAUCAAGCAACAAAAUGCUGGAAUAAUAUUCCACCACCUAUAAGGCUCUUAAAAAAUAAAAUUAAUUUUAAAAAUAAAAUAAAAUUGUUUCUUCUUAUUAAGCAAAAGACUUGAUAACAAAUUUAGUUAUCUACAAUAACUAUUUAUUCAUUACAUAUUUUCUAUAUUUUUGUUACAUCCGGCGCAGAUCGUCUAACAAUAAAUACAUUCAUGCAAUAUUAAUACUAUGGUGGGUGCUCUGUCAUCCACUGAGUACGACCCUGUGUCUCUUGCUGGUUAGCUGCACACCUUUACAACAUUAUCAAACUAAAAUAGGUAAUUUUUCUUCAAAACAAUAUAUUUUAAGUAGUUUAUUUUGCUCACAAUUUAUGUAAUUCGGCACCCUUGGAACAAUUAAAUGGGAGGUAACUGAAAAUCAGCGGUUUGCUCCUGGAGUAAACAUCCACGCUGAGUUACUUCACCCUUUUGGUCCGCUUCAACACACAACCUGCCAAGUACAAACCUGUCUUUAUCAUAGCUACUAUUUACCUAGUUAUAAGUACAAAUGUGUAUAUCUGUAAUUGUGAUUUGUUGUGUAUGUAAGAAAGUGGAUCAAAUAAACGCUUUAUCUAUCUAUCUAUCUAUCUAUCUA
Plutella xylostella (diamondback moth) is the source of this 6414-nucleotide messenger RNA. RefSeq lists its product as uncharacterized. NCBI's taxonomy places the organism in Eukaryota, Metazoa, Arthropoda, Insecta, Lepidoptera, Plutellidae. The record is from RefSeq and is a predicted model, not a curated record.